UCAUUUGCAGCCUCCGAGGCUCAACCUGUUGUACGACGGUUAAUUAAUCAAACGAAACGGUUUUUGCGUAUUUUGAAAAGUGGCGUUUUUCCUGAUGUUUCCCUCGUCUGGCCUCUUUGCUUGUAUACAUUGUCCUUUUUCAAAACGUGGGCAUUGUGAGCGGCCUCACUGUUUGUACAAACAUGCCACAGAAUUGCGGGAUACGUUUGGUGCCUCGUAUAAACCAUCGAUAGUUGUUGCAGGACUGCAAAAUGUCUAUCCAGUGAACAAUGAGACCAGAGAAGACGGCCUCCAGGAGCUGGAGCGGAUCAACAAGGAAAUUGAAACUGUAAGGCAUGAGGUGGAGCAGGAGCAAAGACGACUGUCACGCUACCAGACUGUACAGGCAGAGAGCAUAAACACUAUGCCUAAUUUCUCUGUUUCCAAGUCUGAGACUGCAGAUAAACAUGUAGACAUAGGUUCUUAUGGGCUGUCUUCAUGCACAGACUCAAAUAAAACAUUCUCCCGAGCAAGGAAGUAUGUGGUUGACAACUCAAAACCAAGGACUGACUUGGAGUAUGACCCCCUGUCCAACUUUUCUGCUGGCUUACGGUCUUAUAGCUCAUCAGGUAAAGAGCAAAAAGUGAGAAAUGGACCGGGUUCGAAACAAACAAUUAACGCUGUACCUUGUGACCAAAAGAAGCCAGUCGCAUGUCAGUCGCCGGUUUCCAGAUCACCAUCUCCAGAGCCAUUUGAUGACUCCAAUGAAGACUGCGUCCUGAUUAUUGACAUUCCGCCCUCGCCUGACAAAAAGAGAGCAAGAGUUCAGAAACCGGUUUAUUCUGUUGGUGGCAAAUCCCUCCAUGUAGCUAUGGUUGAGGAAUCGGAGGAGGUCCAAACACCUAUUUCACAUCUAAAUACAGAAGCGUGCAAGGUAACAUAUCAACCUACAUCAGUGAUGGAAGGCAAUAGGGUUUAUAGUAAUUGCAGUGCUGAAAACAAUCACAGUCCAUCAAAUCUUUAUGAAAACAAAGAAUGUGAAAAUAUAUCGGUUGAUGGAAGUGUAGUUAAUUUAACUGGCUGUUUAGAAGACUUGCAAAGUGAAAGUCAGAAAAUGACUCACUUUCAUGCUACAGAAACAUUGCAGACACCUACAAGUCCUCCUGCCACCACAGACCUGCAAGAUCAAAACUGGAGCAAUCUGGUGGGGGAAAAGGAAGAAAAUGUGUUUCAGGUGGAAUUGCCUCAGUGUGAGCUGACACAUUGUGUUAAGAAAAUGAAUCCACAGCAGCCACAUAAUUUUCCACCAUCAAAUUCACUUUUUUAUAAAGCUCCAAUUGCUAACUCAGACUUGCCAUGCAGACAGCACACCAAGCAAGCCCUGACAGGAGAACAGCCAACUCAGAACAGGGUUAGUAAUCAGUGGUCUUCCACAAAAUGUGUACCAUCAGUGCUGCCGCACAGCCAAAUAAUGUCAAGCAAAAUUCCAGGACAGAUUCAGGCUAAAGCUGCUGCACCUGUAGGCUACCUGGCACCAGAAGAAACGGCUUUAGACAGUAGCCAGACUUGGCAUAAUUCAGCAUCAAGUUUGGCCAACAGAGCUGAAUUAUCUUCAGGAUCAACUGAACAGCUUUUCGGGACAGAAAAUGAGGCUAUAAUCAUUUGUUCCAGCUCGGAUGAUGAAAGUGUACUCAACUAUUCAGAAAUGGAACUGUCUGACAGUGACCCAAUGGAGGAAUGCUACAGGAUCUUCAUGGAGGCUAACGAGGAUAAGGGAAAUGAUAAGCAGCCUGAAGUGUCUGUUGGAGCUAUGGCUGAAGAGAAACCCAGUGUUAAACCCCAAGCAUUGCCUAUAAAGAAGAGAGUGGCUCAUGAAGCCAAACAUACAGAGCAGCCAGUAGCUAAUAGCAGACCCCAGCCCCAGGUGCUUGUUCCUUUACGUGUGUCAGGGUUUGCCUCCCAGCCCUCCAUCACCCCCAAGAUCCAGCAGGUACAGCAGGGAGCCUCCAUGUUAACUGCUUCAGUUAAAGGUGGUCAGGCUUUUCUUUCCUCCUGUCAGCGGAAGCCAGACACCCAGACUGCACCUUUUCCUUUAACCCAAAGCCCUGAAAACCUGCAGCCUGCUCCUGUGCAAAAUACUUACAUGAACUACAUAUCUUUGGGAACUGCCGUGAUCGGAGUAGGCAACAACUUGCACUUGAUCCUCCCUGAGGGCACGUUCCCCCUGCCUGUCACUUCCAGUUCCAGCCAAGUUACUUCAGUGCUAACCCCACUCAGUCAUGUAUACACUAGCACUGCUGCUGUGAGACAGAUUUACAAUCCAACGGCAGUUACCCCUGUGCAAAGAUACCGCACCACAGCACCUGUUCUCAUUCCUGCCCCGGCACGCAAACCUUCACUGAGCUCAGCUUUGUCAUCGGCACAUUCAAGUCCAGCGGUUUCCACUACUCCUCUAGCUGCUGUCCAUUCUACUGUUAAGGCAGUGCCCACUAAACGGAAAUGGAAGCAGCAGUGUGAGGCCGCUAAAGACAAAGUGCCCCAUGACAUCCGACAGCGUUAUGUCAACAUGUUUACAGAGGAGUUCCUGAAGACAACAGCCAAUGUUAAUGAUGCCUUUGAAAAGGCACUUGCUGAAGAGAAGGCUGUGUAUAAUCGCAGUGUGAACAAACUCAAAUAUCUGAGUGUUGCAGUGAAUGCACUGAAGAAGCUGAAGAACCAAUAUGCUGUUGCUGCUAAAGAUGAAAAUGAAGUCAACAGCCAAAGAUCCAAAGGAAACAUUCCUCUUAAUUUGAAGAAUUCUAGAGAAAAUGCAGAUAUGUCCUUUUAUGAGAGUUUGAAGGACUAUAUUUUGACUGAGGAAAAGCUGGUUGAGAGCAACUAUCCUGUCCCUCACCCAGAGAAACCUGGUUGGGCUGUUCUUUUUGCUGACAAUAAGAAAGGCAGUGCGGACCCCUUUAAGAGGAUCUGCUGUCGAUGUGGCGCUACAUACUCUGUGAACCAAAUGGGCAAACACACCCGUAAAGAGGAGUGUAAUUACCACUAUGGCAAAGGAGUUACAAAAAAAGUGCCAGGUGGAGUGGAGACCCGCUACAGUUGCUGUGAGGGAGUCAUGGGAGCACCUGGAUGUCAGGUGUUUAAGUUGCAUGUCCAUGAUUCCCUCAGCCUGAAUGGGUUUGUUUCGACCGCCCCCAGACAUGCCUCAGAUAAGAUUUGUCCUGGGGUCUACUCCUUGAAUUGUGAAAUGUGUUACACUAUUCAUGGUCUGGAACUAUCUAGAGUGACGGUGGUCAACUCUAGUCUGCAUGUUGUCUACGACACCUUCGUCAGACCUGAAAAUGAGGCUAUCGACUUUAACACCAGGUUUUCAGGCAUCAGUGAGGAAGAUGUGAAGGGUAACUGCACCUCCCUCACAGAGGUGCAGAAGACCUUAUUGAGCUUCAUCAGCGCCGACACCAUUCUCAUUGGACAUAGCCUGGAAACUGACCUCUGUGCCCUGAAGUUGCUCCAUGGGGUGGUAGUAGACACAUCAGUGGUUUUCCCUCACCGUCUGGGCCUCCCUCACAAGCUGACUCUCAACAACCUCACUGCUGAAUACCUCAGGAGGAUCAUCCAAGAGAGUGUUUGUGGCCACGACACUGCAGAAGACGCUGCUGCUUGCAUGGAGCUUAUGUUAUGGAAGGUCAAAGAAGAUGGAAAACUGAAAAAAUGAUGGAAAUAAAACAU
Etheostoma cragini (Arkansas darter) is the source of this 3702-nucleotide messenger RNA. RefSeq lists its product as uncharacterized. The transcript is spliced from 16 exons. Gene Ontology annotation, cellular component: nucleus. NCBI's taxonomy places the organism in Eukaryota, Metazoa, Chordata, Actinopteri, Perciformes, Percidae. Gene Ontology annotation, molecular function: exonuclease activity; nucleic acid binding. The record is from RefSeq and is a predicted model, not a curated record. The coding region runs from base 95 to 3688 and encodes 1197 amino acids.